This is a messenger RNA of Eufriesea mexicana, 4508 nucleotides long. RefSeq names its product intron-binding protein aquarius. Gene Ontology annotation, biological process: mRNA splicing, via spliceosome. Lineage: Eukaryota; Metazoa; Arthropoda; Insecta; Hymenoptera; Apidae. The coding region runs from base 150 to 4508 and encodes 1452 amino acids. Gene Ontology annotation, molecular function: helicase activity; mRNA binding. The record is from RefSeq and is a predicted model, not a curated record. Gene Ontology annotation, cellular component: catalytic step 2 spliceosome. The transcript is spliced from 16 exons.
UGUAUCUAAAAUUAUGUAUGCAAUAGUUGUUGAUAAAUAUGAAUAAAUAUAAUAAAUAUAGAUUUACUUAAAAAGAAGUAAAAUAAAUUAUAUAUAUUAUCGUGUAUAGUUUAUUACAUAAAUGUUAUAUUGUAAACAUUAAAUAAUUAAUGGAAAUUAACAUGGAAAAUCAAAACGGCACGACAGUUAAAAGUAAUAAUCCUGCUCCCACAGUGGAACAAAUUAAUGCUGAUCGUAUAACUCAGCUUGCAAAUAAAUAUUGGGCACCACAUACAAUGGAUUCACAUCUUCCAUUUAAUUCUCACAUAGUGGAAGAUAUUUAUGUUCAAGAAAUAUGUGCAUCUAAAUUUUCUAUUCGAAGAAUUAUGAUGUUAGAAUUUAGUCAAUAUUUAGAAAAUUUUCUAUGGCCAAAUUAUAAUGCAAAAACUGCAACUCGUGCUCAUACCAUGUCUAUUGUUGUCAUGGUUAAUGAAAAAUUUCGAGAACGUGUUCAGGUUUGGGAAGCAUUUGAAAAAAAUCCAGAACAUUUUCCUGAGUUUUUCCAAAAAGUUUUAGAAGCAUGCCUUGAUGAAAGUAUAAUGGAUUUUGAUUUGAAAGAACAAACAGCAUUGAUUGUCUUUUUAAAUCAUUGUUUUAAUUCCAUGGAAGUAUUAUUGGUUAGAGAAGAAGUAAAACGAUUAGUGUCAUUAUCUAUGUGGAUUUCACUACAACAAGGACGUAGAGAAUUGGAGUUUAGAAAGUAUCCAAAGUGGAGAAAAUACUGGAAAGUUAUAAGAAAAAAAGACAGUCCUGAAUUUAAAGAAAGGUUAGAAUGGGAACGUAAAUUUUUACAUAAAUUGAUGAUAAAAUUUAUGACAAUAUUGGAAACAAUUUCAAAUGAAGGACCACUUUUACCAGAUAAAGUACGAUAUUGUGAGAGAUUUCUUGAACUAGUAAUAGACUUAGAGGCUUUAUUACCAACUAGACGUUUCUUCAAUACUGUUAUGGAUGACUGUCAUUUGGUAGUAAGAUGUCAAUUAUCUAAUUUAUUACAUCGUCCUGAAGGUGAAUUAUUUGGUCAGCUAUUAGAAAUGUUGAAAUUUUAUGCUAGAUUUGAAAUCAACGAAGAAAGCGGCGAUCCUCUUACUGAUCAUGACAUGACACAAUUACAUUAUACCAAAAUCACUUCGCUUCAGAAAGCAGUUUUUGCAAAAUUCUCGGAUUUACGAAGUUUUGCAUUGGCGAAUGUGGCAAGUGUUGAUACGAGAGAAGCUCUUUACAAACAUUUUGGUUUGCUCAGUCAAGAAAAAUUAAGAUCAAUUGCUAGCUAUCUCAACUUAGUACCAUCGGAAGAACGUGAGAAAAAAGAGAAUUGGUAUCGCUAUGAUAUAGAUUUUCUUCGAGAACUUCUAAUUUCACGUCACGAACGUAGAGCUUCUCAGUUAGAAGAACUUAAUGAAAUGCCACUUUAUCCAACAGAAGAAAUUAUUUGGAAUGAAAGCAUUGUACCAACAGAAUACUUUUCCGGUGAAGGUUGUCUAGCUUUGCCAAAAUUGAAUCUACAAUUUCUUACUCUGCAUGAUUAUUUAUUGAGGAACUUCAAUCUCUUUCGACUUGAAUCAACCUAUGAAAUCCGACAAGAUAUUGAAGAUGCUGUAAGCCGACUGAGCCCUUGGCGAGCCGAAGAUGGUGGUGUUUACUUUGGUGGUUGGGCUAGAAUGGCUCAACCUAUUACACAAUUUGCUGUAGUUGAAGUAGCAAAACCUAAUAUUGGUGAGAAAAGACCAUCUAGAGUACGUGCUGAUGUCACAAUAAAUUUAAGUGUUCGUAAAGAGAUUAAAUCUGAAUGGGAAAAUCUUCGAAAACAUGAUGUUUGCUUUCUUAUUACAGUUAAACCAGAAAAUCCAAUUGGUACGAAAUAUAGUCACAAAUUACCUUUUGUACCACAAGUUGGACUAACAACUGUUCGAGGAUGUGAAGUUGAAGGUAUGCUAGAUUCAAAUGGUAGAGUAAUUGAAGAUGGUCCUGAACCACGACCGAUUUUACCUGGUGAUACUCGCACAUAUAGAGUUUGGCUAGAUUGCAAUCAAUAUAGAAUUGAUAUGGAUAAUGCUAGUCAUGGUGGUGAAGAUGUUUAUGAGAGUUUUAAUAUCAUAAUGAGACGUAAACCUAAAGAAAAUAACUUCAAAGCAGUUUUGGAAACAAUAAGAGAGCUUAUGAAUACAGAAUGUGUUGUACCUGAUUGGCUCCAUGACAUAAUUCUUGGAUAUGGUGAUCCUGGAGCUGCUCGUUAUUCAAGAAUGUCAAAUGAAAUUGCAACAAUGGAUUUCAAUGAUACAUUUCUUGAUAUAAAUCAUUUAAAAAAUAGUUUCCCUCAAUACGAAAUUCAAGUUUCGACUGAGGAUGAAUCAAAAUUAGUACGACCUUUCCGUUUAAUAUUUGAAGAUGUACUUACAAAACAUAAUAAUGAACCAAUAAGGAAAGUUAUCAAAGUUGAACCUCAUGUACCACCCAGUAGGGGUCCUUAUAAAGCUAAUGAGCCAAAAAAAAAUCAGAUUCCUUUUACACCAACACAGAUUGAAGCCAUUCGUGCAGGUAUGCAACCAGGAUUGACACUGGUUGUAGGACCACCUGGUACUGGAAAAACAGACGUUGCGGUCCAAAUUAUUUCAAAUCUUUAUCAUAAUUUCCCCAAUCAAAGGACACUUAUAGUUACACAUUCUAAUCAAGCUCUUAAUCAACUUUUUGAGAAAAUUAUGGCUCUCGAUAUCGAUGAAAGACAUUUAUUACGUCUUGGUCAUGGGGAAGAGGCAUUAGAAACUGAAAAAGAUUUCAGCAGAUAUGGUAGAGUUAACUAUGUUUUAGCUAAACGUUUGGAUCUUUUAAUGGAAGUUCAAAGAUUACAGGAAUCUUUAAAUGUAAAAGGUGAUGUAGCUUAUACAUGUGAAACAGCAGGACACUUUUUUAUGUACCAAAUACUGACAAGAUGGGAACGCUUUGAAACCAGAAUUAAACAAAGACAAGGAACAGGAAAUAAUUCAUCUUCUCCUCUCUUUAUCAUAGAUGAAGAAUUUCCAUUUCAUAAAUUUUUUGAUAAUGCACCAAAGCCAUUAUUUAAACGAAAUACCUUUGAAGAAGAUCUUGAAAUAGCUUGUAGCUGUUUUCGAUAUAUCGAGCGAAUUUUUGCCCAAUUAGAAGAAUUUAGAGCUUUUGAAUUAUUACGAUCGGGUUUAGAUAGAUCAAAAUAUUUAUUAGUUAAAGAAGCAAAAGUUAUUGCUAUGACUUGUACUCAUGCUGCCCUUAAAAGACGUGAACUUGUAGAUAUGGGAUUUAAAUAUGAUAAUAUUCUUAUGGAAGAAUCUGCUCAAAUUUUAGAGAUUGAAACCUUUAUACCAUUAUUACUACAAAAUCCUCAAGACGGAUACAAUCGAUUGAAACGUUGGAUAAUGAUAGGAGAUCAUCAUCAAUUACCACCAGUUAUUAAAAACAUGGCCUUUCAGAAGUAUUCAAAUAUGGAGCAAUCUCUUUUUGCAAGAUUUGUUCGAUUAGGUGUUCCUACAGUUGAUCUUGAUGGUCAAGGUCGUGCAAGACCUAGUAUUUGCAAUUUAUACAAUUGGCGUUACAAAAAAUUGGGUAAUCUCGUACACGUAGAAAAUAGUCCAGAGUAUUUAGUGGCAAAUGCUGGAUUUUUAUAUGACUUUCAACUUAUUAAUGUCGAAGAUUUUAAUGGAGUGGGUGAAAGUGAACCCAGUGCCUACUUUUAUCAAAAUCUUGCUGAAGCUGAGUAUUGCGUAGCUGUAUUUAUGUACAUGCGCCUUCUUGGUUAUCCAUCUGAUAAAAUAAGUAUAUUAACCACUUAUAAUGGACAAAAGCAUUUAAUAAGGGAUGUUAUAAAUAUAAGAUGUGCUAGCAAUCCAUUGAUAGGUCGGCCAAAUAAAGUAACAACGGUUGAUAAAUAUCAAGGUCAACAAAAUGAUUAUAUAUUAUUAUCUCUUGUAAAAACUCGAGCUGUAGGUCAUUUACGAGAUGCACGUCGAUUAGUGGUUGCUAUGUCAAGAGCACGUCUAGGCCUUUAUGUUUUUGCUAGAGUGUCGCUUUUUAAGAAUUGUUUUGAAUUGACACCCGCAUUUGCUCAGUUGAUGCAACGACCAUUAAAACUACAGCUUCUCCCUCAAGAACAUUAUCCCACCGAAAGAUUUAACGAUACUAUUCCAUCUAUUUCAACAAUGGAGAUUGAGGACAUGCCACAUAUGGCUAAAUUUGUUUACGAUUAUUAUAUAGAAAAAGUUAGUGGCAUAAAAGAAUCACAAAAAGUAUGGCAAAAACCGGGUAUGGUGCAAACACCUAAUAAUCCAUCAUACAAAGUUCCUGCUCAUCCUGGAGCAGAUGAUGAUACAGAUGAUGAAGAACUUAAUCAAAUGGAUGAUCAACAAGAAAAUGUUAAACAAGAAAAUAAUGAACCAAAACUUGAACUAAUUAAAAAUUUGAUUGAUGAACCAAUUUCAGAGAAUGAAGAUAAUGAUCGUUAA